GAGUGCUGCCUGUUCUCCUGGCCGGUUCCUCGCGCUCAGACAGAGCUGGCUGUUGUCUCCUGAGGGCGUUGGUGCUGGGAGCCACCACCAAACAUCACCCCUGUGGCGAAGUGCGGGUUCCGGGCAGCCUGGAGCAUUCCUGGGCUUUUUUCUGUUGUCACCCUCCUCAUGGCAGGCACAGGACGGCCACAGGAGCCAGGUCUGUAGUAGUGGUGGCCUUGGUGGCCUGUCCUGCCCGCUUUUUGUGGCUGUUCUGGGUCCAGCUGUGCAGUUGAUGUUUGCUGGGCAUUGCACCAGUCCCUGGGAGUGUCCGUGUCAGGUGGAACCCACUGCCUUGCUGCCAGCACCUGGAGGGUAAAAGGACCCACCUGGAUGCUCCUUCUCUGCUGGGUGAAGGAGACCUGUAAACCCCAGUGCUGGGGCUGUGGGGAGCGGUGCCCGUGGGGGUUUGUCAGCUCCUGCUCACCUGGACAUGGCUGGGCAGAGAGGAGGGCUGGCCCUGCCCCUGCUCUGGCCCCUGCUGCUGCUGCUGCUGCUGAGCCUCACCUGCCUCGCCGUGCUGCACCUGGCUCUGGAGACCACUGCCAUGGGGGUGACAGCAACUGUGUCCCCAGCUCACCAUACCUCCUCAACACCCGUGGAGAGCUCAACACUGCUGCCUACCGCUGACUCCACCACCACAGCCACCCUCCUUUCCUCCAGCCCUGAAACAGAGGCCUCCACCCCAGAGGAGUCCAGCACAUCCAUAGAGACUGGCAAGACAUCACCUCCCACUGUGCUUCCUCCCACCACAACUACAGAAGAUUCAGCUGAAUCUACAGAAGAGACCUUGGCAACCCUGGCAGACACCACAGCCAGCCCUGUAAUCAGCACAUCAGACCCCAUGAGCGCUCCCUCUUCAAGCCACCCAGCCAGGACCACUCCUGACAUCUUCCCCUCAACUGGGGAGUCGACUCCAGGCACUGAGUCCUCCUCCCCUGCCACCAGCUCAGCCCAGACCUCAGAGGCUACUACCCUCAGCACGCCUACAGACCUGCCAACGCUGCCGCCAGUCUGCCCCUCUGGCUCUUCCAACACCAGUGCGUCUCACCUCUUUCUGUCGCUGCAGCUAAGCACCCCUCUGGACCUGGGGAACACCACGGUGCAGGAGCUGGUGUUGGCCAAGCUCCGUGAGGACCUGCAGACAGCAUUCCCAUGUGCUGGCCUGUCACUGGCAUGGCGAGGGAAGAGGAGGACUUGACUGCUGCUCCUCACCUGGCCUGCUCCCGCCUGGACUGCUCCCAGCUCCUCACUCCAUGGUGCUGCAGACCCCUGGGGAAUCCCAUACAGCUCCUCUUGAACCUGGGGCUUCCUGUCCUUCACUUUGUACCCCCAGUCCCCUCCUGACCAUUCCACAGCCUGUCUGAAGAGCCUGAGCCCUCCCACCACCCUGCUCCAGACCUGGUUCCCCCUCCAGCUCUGCUGGGGAGCAGGGAGAAGGGGACCCCACGGGACUGGUCUUUUCAUCUGGGACUGAGCUGGCUCAUCCAUCAAAGCCACCCUGGGGACAGGAGAAUGAGAAGAAGGAGACUGAAGCCCCCAGUACUGCUGUGCCCAAGGCUCACCUGUGGUAUUGCUGACAGAGGAGAGCACCCAUGCCGGGCAGUAAAUAGAAAUUCCAUGUUUUCUCUGUUGAAAUGAUGACUUCUUUAUUUUCCAAGUUGUCUUUCCCAGUUUCCAGCUUUGCCAUCUGUUGGAGGUACUGGUGAGGAAAACUUGAGUCCCCAGAGCUUUGCGUGGAGAGACAGGCUCAGUGCUGUCCCCUCCCACCAGGGGCUGCUGCAGACAUUCCCAAGGCACCCCGGCACACUGGUGGUCUGUGCUUUGGAGCUCUCUGCCCCAUAACGCCCCACAGCUGCAGGGGCAGCACUGUGGGGCUGUGGAAAUCCCGUGGGCUGUGCUCCUUCCCUGUUUUUUCCAGUCCCCAACUAAGGAGACGGCUGCAACAUCUGUCCCCCUGCAGCAAAGUAAUUUAUUAACUGAUUAAUUAGCCAGAUAAAAUCCAACUGAAGCAAUUAUUAGCCUUAGCAAGCCACCUCGCCUGGAGAUUGAAAACUGAAAUAAUUAGCAAAAUGGC
Messenger RNA from Pyrgilauda ruficollis (rufous-necked snowfinch), 2116 nucleotides. RefSeq names its product flocculation protein FLO11-like. The coding region runs from base 473 to 1240 and encodes 255 amino acids. The record is from RefSeq and is a predicted model, not a curated record. The transcript has 5 exons. Lineage: Eukaryota; Metazoa; Chordata; Aves; Passeriformes; Passeridae.